AUGGCUCAUCGCAUCGUGUCCCAAGUCAUCGUGACCGGAGCCCGGGUCUUCGGCCGCGCCUUCGCCGAAGCCUACAAGCAAGCCCAGGCAUCCGGCAAAUACGCUCACCAACAAAAGAAAGCCGGUGUAUCAUCUACAACCUCCAGCGUGACCAUCGAUGAGGCCUGCAAAAUCCUGAACGUCAAGGCCCCGGCCUCCGGCGAACACAACCUCGAACAUGUCAUGGCCCGAUUCAAGAAGCUGUUUGAUACGAACAACCCCGAGAAGGGCGGCAGCUUCUACCUGCAGAGCAAGAUCUUGCGUGCGCGUGAGCGCUUAGAGAUGGAGUUCCGCGAGAUUGAGCGCAAAGCUGCGCACGACAAGGAAUUGAAGGAAGGCUGGAACCCCAAAGUCUACAAGGACAAAUGA
Messenger RNA from Penicillium paradoxum, 408 nucleotides. Its product is annotated as import motor complex subunit PAM16. The coding region runs from base 1 to 408 and encodes 135 amino acids. Gene Ontology annotation, cellular component: TIM23 mitochondrial import inner membrane translocase complex. Gene Ontology annotation, biological process: protein import into mitochondrial matrix. The transcript is spliced from 2 exons. The record is from RefSeq and is a predicted model, not a curated record. NCBI's taxonomy places the organism in Eukaryota, Fungi, Ascomycota, Eurotiomycetes, Eurotiales, Aspergillaceae.